Yarrowia lipolytica CLIB122 is the source of this 1506-nucleotide messenger RNA. RefSeq lists its product as uncharacterized. Lineage: Eukaryota; Fungi; Ascomycota; Dipodascomycetes; Dipodascales. The record is from RefSeq and is a predicted model, not a curated record.
AUGCACCUGUCCACCUCCGUUCUCGGUGCCCUGUUGGCUCUGGGCCACGCCCUGCCUUUUGAUACCUCCAGUGUCGCUGCCACCGACGCCUUUGCUGCCACCAACGCCACGGCCCUCGCGGCCAACGGCACUCUCACCAAUGGCACCUUCAGCAACCACACUGCCCCCUCCGCAACCUCCCAGCUUGCCUCACUCACUCAGCUGACCAGUGAUACCCCCGGCGAAGCCACCAGUGCCGCCGUUUCUGCCGCCGCAGCAGACUUUGCCGCAGCCGCCGUGACCGUGACCGUGACCGCCCCCGCCAACACCGUCACCGUCACCGAGACUCCUGCUCCCCAGACCGUGACCGUGUCCGUCUCCUACUGUCCCACCCCCGCGCCUACUGGUGAGGCUGCCGCCGGUGCUUCCGACAACACCGCCGCCGCCGCAGCUGGAACCCCCUCCAACAAGCAGGCCGGCCAGAACUUCAACGCCAACGAGGACGCCGCUGGCGCCAACUCUGGCUCGGAGCCCGCCGGCGCCUCCGAUUCCUCCGACGAAGAAAACACAACUGUCUUCCUCACCCAGACCAAGUUCCUGACCAAGACCCUCUCCCAGUACGGAGUCACCACCACCGUUCCCACCGCCACCGUCACCUCUGCUAUUGUCACCAAGGCCAAUGAGGAGAACGCCGCCGCCGCCUCCCCCAUUGUGACUGACAUCACCGAGACCCUGACCGAGGUCGAGACCGUUGCCUCUGAGGAACCUCAGGGAACGUCUACUCGAACUCAUUACAUCACCAAGACCAACACCAUUACCCGGGUGAGAUCGUCCACUGCCCAGCCCGAGACUUCCACCGAAGCUCCUGAGGCUGCUGCCGGAGCCUCCUCUUCCAUCGAGACCUCCUCCGAGGCCUCCUCCGAGGCCUCUGUGGAGGCCACCGCUUCGGUCGAGCCUUCCAACACGUCAUCCGAGGUUGCCGCCGAGGCCCCCACCUCCGCUCCCCACAACGCAACCUUCAAUGCUACUCAGGCUCCCGUUGAGACCUCCUCCACCCCCGUGCUGUCGACCACUUCUCUUGUGGCCCCCACCAACGCCACCGAAGCCGGAGCCGCUGCUCCCCUCACCUCUUCUUCCGAGCCCGAGGGAACCUCCACCACCUACGUUUCCUCCACCGUGGUCGCUACUCUGGCGCCCAAGACCUCGUCUAUCCCCGAGGGCGCUGCCGGAGCCGAGUCUUCCGGAGUGUCUUCUGAGGCCUCUUCUGAGCUCCCCUCUUCAGUUGCUUCUUCCUCGGCUCCUGCUUCCACCACCGCUCCCGAAGGCGCUCCUGAAGGAGCUGCUGCCGUCUCUUCUACCGCGGAGGCCUCUGCUGAGGCUUCUUCCCCGGCUCCUUCCUCUGCCCCUGUCUCUGCUGAGGCCGGAGAGUCUGCCGUUCCCCUUUCCGAAUCGGCUCCCAUCCCCUCCCCUGCCCCCACAGUUGCCCCCACCGGCUUUGCCGCUAACGGCACCUUCACCUCUGCCUAA